Molecule: messenger RNA, 393 nt
Organism: Micropterus salmoides (largemouth bass)
Lineage: Eukaryota; Metazoa; Chordata; Actinopteri; Centrarchiformes; Centrarchidae
Gene: impact
Product: impact RWD domain protein
Biological process (GO): regulation of translational initiation
Cellular component (GO): cytoplasm
Source: RefSeq, a predicted model, not a curated record
AUUCUGGACGUGCGCAAUGUCAUGGUGGUCGUGUCUCGAUGGUAUGGAGGUAUUUUGUUGGGUCCUGACCGCUUCAAACACAUCAACAACUGUGCUAGAAACAUCCUGGUAGAGGAAGGAUACACUGCCUCCAUGGAUGAGGCCACCAAAUCAGCAGCGAAGACCAAAAAGUCCAAAAGCAAGAAGGCAAAAUGAAUUUCGAGAAGAAGAAAAAAGACUUUUAUUCAGACAUGUUUUCACAAUAUUGUGAAAAGGUAAUUUUUAGCCGAUUCAGAUGUGUCUUAAUAAAGACAAGAAGGGAUUUCUCGCAAUUAUCCGAACAAUUUAUUCAAAAUAACUUACGGUAUUAAAAUGUCUUUGUUAAUAAAUUGUUAUUUCAGCUGGUCGCUUGAA